AUGGUACCUCAACACUCUACUGUUGAGGCUGGUCCUGAGAUCUACGUUGAGCACAACGAUGUUCUAGUCCUACCUAUGAGUAAUGGUAUUUCUGGUUGUCUGGGCGACAACGGUAACGACAAGCAUUCUAUCGGUUCUAUCGUAACUGGUAAGUCUAAUGCUCUGUUUAACGGUAAGGAAGAUUCGUCUUCCGCCUACCCUGAUCGGAUGCACUGCACUCCGACAUUCGGCAACGAUUCUUCUACUAGUGCUGUUUCUAUCUCCGAUGGUCGCGGUCUACGUGGUUUACCUAUUAAUCUGGGUACUGUCUACAUGACUGGUGUCACAAGAACGCCGACCCUUAAAGCCUCUACUAAGAAGCGUGCUAUUAGCGCUACUCGUCAUUCCUCUAGAAUUGCCAAGCCUUGCGCUGAUUCUAUUGAAAAUGAAAGUUCCUUAUCUAACAAGGAACGUCGGUCUAGUCUUGGUGAUGUAUCCGAUGCUACUAAUGGUAAGUCUGUAUCUACUCCCAAGAAUGGUAACUCUGGUGAUGAUCCGGUUCCUCAACCUUCUGCUUCGUCGUCUAGUGGGUUUAAGACUAUUGGGGCUGACUCUACUACACCCCUCGAGGAUGAUCUGGCUAAUUCUAGUAAGAAGACUGUUGCUACGGCUGUACCCUCUGCUGUUAAUGUUCUUAAUGGUAAUGGUAUCUCUAGCCAACAUCCCAACACUACUGCUAAGCACUCUACUGGCCCUGUUAAUACUACUAUGCCGGUUACUCCUAUUGUGCAUCAAGGAUUCGUCCAGCCUACUAAUCCUAUUAUCGAUGGAUCUACGGGUUUCUAUCCUAUUCCUGUUAACCCUUUUUCAUCUAAUGCGCAGUCAAGUGUUGGUGCCUCUAAUUUCCAAUGGGGCUACAUCCCUGGCCCUAAUGGGGGCUUAUCUCUAGUCCCCUAUUCGGUUGUUGGUUCUUCAUCUAUGAUACCCUCUAUGCCUAUUGGUGUAACUGGUACUAAUACUACCGACGUUGGCCACGAAUUACAACAACCAUCUACUCAAGGUCCUCUAUCCCUUGACCGAUAUCAAAACGGGACUCCGGCCAUGGGUCACCUAGGAGUAGAGAAGAUCACAUCUCUGUUGCAUCUGGCCAACAUGGUUCCCGCUGUUCUAGAGCUUCUGAGUCCUCUAGGGACAAGGGUUCCUCUAAUUCUCGUCAUUCUAGUCGACCUCCUAGGAAGACUUCUAAGAAUGAGGGUUCAAAUGGUUCACGCCACUCUCGUCGUCGUGAAGAUUCUAAGCGUUCCCAAGGCUCUAAGUCUUCUAUGUCUUCUAGAAGGUCUUCGUUAUUAUCUGGCGACGGCGAACCACCUCGUCGAUCUCCAUCUAAUGUGCCCAAGACCGGUCUAG
This is a messenger RNA of Perkinsus marinus ATCC 50983, 1386 nucleotides long. RefSeq lists its product as hypothetical. The record is from RefSeq and is a predicted model, not a curated record. The transcript is spliced from 3 exons. NCBI's taxonomy places the organism in Eukaryota, Perkinsozoa, Perkinsida, Perkinsidae. Bases 1 to 1386 code for a protein of 461 amino acids.